Messenger RNA from Ochotona princeps (American pika), 1654 nucleotides. It is a transcript of the gene DDO, whose product is annotated as D-aspartate oxidase. Gene Ontology annotation, molecular function: FAD binding; D-amino-acid oxidase activity. Lineage: Eukaryota; Metazoa; Chordata; Mammalia; Lagomorpha; Ochotonidae. The coding region runs from base 298 to 1371 and encodes 357 amino acids. The record is from RefSeq and is a predicted model, not a curated record. The transcript is spliced from 5 exons.
GGUACAGGCAUGUGGGCCAAUGGUGAGGCAGAUGGGAGGCCAUGCCCUUUGUGCUUCCCCAAUGGGAAGCUGUUUUGCUCUCCCUCUGUCUCUGGAGGCAGCAGACCAAGCAGUCCAAGGAAAACAAGCUUUGGUGCCAGAGCCGACUGUGGGUUCCAAGGCCGCCAUUGCAGAGACAGGGUCCAGUCGUCUGUAGCAAGACAGCGCUUCAUGCUUCACCGGAUGACCAUUUCCUCACCUUCCUGGAAGGAUUCUGGAAGCUGCUGACCCCAGUGAGGCGCACAUACCUCCCUGCCCAUGCUGCAGGAGCACAGAGGGGACCUGCUGCCCUCAUCCGCCCGGAACAUGGACACGAUCCGGGUGGCGGUGGUCGGCGCUGGCCUGGCAGGGCUCUCCACGGCCGUGUGCCUUCUGGCGUUGCGGCCCCGCUGCUCCGUCACUGUCCUCUCCGACAAGCGCAGCCCCGACACCACCAGCGACGUGGCUGCUGGUGUGCUCAUCCCCCAUGUCUUUCCAGAAACUCCCAUCCACAAGCAAAAGCAGUGGUUCCGGGAGACCUUCGAGCACCUGUCAGCCGUCGCUAGCUCUGCAGAAGCGGCAGACGCUGGCGUCCACCUGGUAUCUGGUUGGCAGAUAUUUCGGAGCAUCCCCGUGGAGGAAGUGCCCUUCUGGGCCGAUGUGGUCCUGGGAUUUCGAAGGAUGACUGUGGCUGAGCUGAAGAAAUUCCCCCAGCAUGUGUUUGGCCAGGCGUUCACCACCCUGAAGUGCGAAGGCUCUGCCUACCUCCCGUGGCUGGAGACAAGGCUGAAAGAUGGCGGGGGUGUGAUCCUCACUCGCCGGGUAGAAGACCUGUGGGAACUCCACCAGAACUUCGACAUCGUGGUCAACUGCUCGGGGCUUGGAAGCAGAGAACUUGCGGGGGACUCCACGGUUCUCCCCGUGAGGGGGCAGGUGCUGCAGGUGCAGGCUCCCUGGGUGAAGCAUUUUAUCCGAGACGGGAGUGGACUGACUUAUAUUUACCCUGGGGCCUUCCACGUCACCCUGGGUGGGACCAGGCAAGAGGGAGACUGGAGUCUGGCCCCGGAUGCCGACAUCAGCCAAGACAUUCUGUCCCGCUGUUGCGCUCUGGAGCCCUCACUCCGCAGAGCCUACAACCUAAAGGUGAAGGUGGGCCUGAGGCCCUACAGGCCAGGCCUGCGACUGCAGACAGAGCUCUUAUCGCGGGAUGGCAGGAGGCUGCCGGUGGUCCACCAUUAUGGCCACGGUGCAGGCGGUUUCUCGGUGCACUGGGGCACUGCUCUAGAGGCUGUCAGGCUGGUGAGCGAGUGUGUUCAAGCCCUCCCCUCUCCUGCCCGCAGCUCAAAACUGUAGAUGAGACAUGCAGUGCCCAACACAAGCGCAACACUGGCUGCAGUGACACUCCUAACGCAUGAAAGCUUCAUCAGACACUUGUUGAUUUUCAGAAUGAGAAAUGACGCCAACAGAUCCCGGUGGAUUUAGCAGGUCUACCACUAAUGACACAAAGCAAAAAGCUCGAUUUUUGUUGUUGCUAUUGUUGAAGGAUGUUUUUCAUAUAGGGCAUGUCCAAGGAUCGUGCUGAUUUACCGGACUACUGGAAGCUGGAGGGAUUGUGACGCAUGGGCUCACACAUAUG